AUGGCAACCUCGAGGUCUGCACUGGCCGUGAGAAACGUUGGGGACUUUCCGCCGAGUUCCAACAGCGUUGGGGUGAGCGAUUCGGCGGCCUUGGCAUGGACGAUUUUGCCAACGGAGGUGGAGCCAGUGAACAUGAUCUUGUCGUAUUUCUGCUCGAGCAGGGCCUUGGACUCUGGCAGUCCACCAUUGACGAUCUUGAGCACCUCUGGAUCAAUCGAUUCGGACAGAACUUUGGUCAGUACAGAGCAGAAGGUGGGGCAUCUGUCGUAUGGCAGUUUGAGCACGACGUUGUUUCCCGCACUUAGGGCGCCCACCAGAGGACUCAGAGACAACAGCAGCGGGAAAUUGAACGGAGACACAAUCAGAAUCGUUCCCAGAGCCUCUUUCUCCAGACGAAUAGGAACAACUGCGUAUGCAAACGGUUUUGAAGUAGGGUAUUCCGGAGCCGUUAGCGAUGAAAGGUUGUUGAUCAAAUAG
Messenger RNA from Ogataea philodendri, 477 nucleotides. RefSeq lists its product as uncharacterized. The coding region runs from base 1 to 477 and encodes 158 amino acids. Lineage: Eukaryota; Fungi; Ascomycota; Pichiomycetes; Pichiales; Pichiaceae. The transcript has a single exon. The record is from RefSeq and is a predicted model, not a curated record.